Gongylonema pulchrum is the source of this 312-nucleotide messenger RNA. NCBI's taxonomy places the organism in Eukaryota, Metazoa, Nematoda, Chromadorea, Rhabditida, Gongylonematidae. The record is from the annotation of a GenBank genome assembly.
AUGCAUCACGUACGAUACACAGUUAAUCCGGAAUAUGCUAGGAUGUCGGAAUUAGUUCCUGGACUGUUCAUUUCUGGCGUCAGCGAUCUGAAUGUGGAGAACAUGCAAAAGCAUGGGAUAACGCUGAUCAUCAAUGCCACAAAUGAGCUCCUGGAAUUCCCGUUUGCUAAAAAGGUGUUCCAGCAAUAUAGUAUUUGUUUGAUCAGUUUGGAUGAAAGACAACAAAAAUUUAAACGUGUCUUCAUGCAGUUGGUCCUUUGCUACUCAAUCCACAUACGUUUUGUCGCACUACUGGCUUAUGACACUCUGUAA